AUGGCUGCUGAAGUUCAGCCAAUUGCUCAGGUCAAAUUACCUGCUCGACCUUCCUCUCUCACCCCUGAACAGGUAUAUUGGCGAACCUUCAAGUCACCUCUGAAUAUUCCCUCUCCAACGAAUCACGCUGUAACUCAUAUUGCUCAACCGCAACCAUCGUCUUCUGGACAGGUUUCCUCAGAUUUCUUUGUUGUCACAACCGGAGCCCGAGUGCAACUCUACUCUCAAAAAUCUCGCAAACUCCUGAAAACUAUCACCCGCUUUGAUGACACUGCAUACGGUGCCGAACCACGAUACGAUGGACGAGUUCUCGCCGCAGGUGAUGGGACGGGAGCGAUUCAGGUGUUUGAUGUGAAUUCGAGAGCUAUUUUGAAAACAUGGAAAGAGCAGAAACAAGCGGUACACUCUGUGAAAUGGAGUUCCAGAGAGAGCACUACCUUAAUGAGUUGUGGAGACGAUAGAACUGUCAGGCUUUGGGACCUUCCGAGUGAAACCAGCGUCGAGACUUUUCACGGUCAUCAGGACUACGUUCGCACGGGGUCUUUUCUUCCUGGUCAAUCGAUCAAUUUGUUGGUGUCUGGUAGCUACGAUCAGACUAUCCGACUGUGGGAUCCCCGCACACCGACUGCGGCGGUCAUGACAUUCAAGCACACCGCUUCUGUGGAAGAUGUUCUAUGUAUGCCAUCAGGAACAACAAUCCUGGCAUCUGCGGAAAAUCAGAUUGCCGUUUUGGACAUCGUCGCAGGCCGACCAAUGCACAUGAUCAAGAACCACCAAAAGACGGUCACAUCAUUGUGCCUGGCGUCAAACGGAUCCCGAGUCGUUAGCGGUGGACUUGAUGGGCAUCUGAAGGUCUUCGAAACGGUUGGUUGGAAUGUGGUCGCAGGCUCGAAAUAUCCUUCUCCGAUCCUCGCUCUGUCUGUCAUCGCCUCCGGCAAUCCUCGAGAAGACAAACACAUUGCUGUGGGCAUGUCAACCGGACAGCUGAGCAUCAAAACACGACUGUCUGGAGAGCAAAAGAUCAAAGACCGGGAGAGACGGAAGCAGAUGGAGGCCUUGAUUGCUGGCAAGAUUGAAGAAUAUGACAGAAAACAAGCCAAGAAACGACCACGAGGGUGGGAAACCCGCCUGAGGGGCCGUAACUACGCCGGGGAAGAUGCUGACAUUAUUGUGGAGGGAAAUGUACGUGGAAAGCCCAAAAAGUUGGCUCCGUGGGAGAAAGAAUUGCACAAAGGGAGAUAUGCUGAAGCACUUGACUUGGCCAUGCAGACUGCGGACAAAAUGACUGUCUUUACGCUCCUCAACACCCUUCGAUAUCGAUCUGCCCUGCGGGCUGCCCUCAAAGAUCGAACCGAAUCUGACCUUCAACCGAUCAUGACUUGGAUAUGGAGGAAUAUAUCAGAUACAACUUUUGUCCCUCUGUGCGUUGAAUUGUCGAUGAAUAUAAUGGAUUUGUUUUCCAGUCACUUAGCAAAGAGUGAACCUCUUGCGAGGCAGGUCAAGAGGCUACGUGAUCGAGUUCACGACGAAGUGGUUCGAGCGCACCAAGCCAGCAUGACAAGAGGAAUGUUACAACUUCUCACACCGGAAAUCAAUGGCUGA
This is a messenger RNA of Rhinocladiella mackenziei CBS 650.93, 1602 nucleotides long. RefSeq lists its product as uncharacterized. Gene Ontology annotation, cellular component: nucleolus. Bases 1 to 1602 code for a protein of 533 amino acids. The record is from RefSeq and is a predicted model, not a curated record. NCBI's taxonomy places the organism in Eukaryota, Fungi, Ascomycota, Eurotiomycetes, Chaetothyriales, Herpotrichiellaceae. The transcript has a single exon. Gene Ontology annotation, molecular function: protein binding. Gene Ontology annotation, biological process: positive regulation of transcription by RNA polymerase I; rRNA processing.